Molecule: messenger RNA, 1029 nt
Organism: Thyridium curvatum
Lineage: Eukaryota; Fungi; Ascomycota; Sordariomycetes; Thyridiales; Thyridiaceae
Exons: 1
Coding region: 1-1029 (342 amino acids)
Molecular function (GO): protein binding
Source: RefSeq, a predicted model, not a curated record
AUGCUUCUGUCACGAUUUCUCAAGAAUUGGGUUGGCCGCUUUCAGGUGUCUCUUACGAGAUGGACGCGGUCACCCACGGAGACGCCUUUUACUCGGGUCCCGCCCGAGAUCAUCCUCAUCAUUCUCGAACACCUCCCACCAGAGUCUGUCAUUUCCUUCUCCCUCACCUGCCGAACAUUCUACCGCGCUUACAUGGACCCGUUCCUUCCCAUGGGUCUUGCGUCCCAGCAAACCUUGCUCCUCUGGCUAGAGCGGGAUAUUGGGGGGCUUUAUUUCUGCCACCAGUGCCACAAACUACAUACAUGGAAGCGUGAGCGGUACGGCUACCGUGCGCCCAUCUACAACGGCGCUUGCAGACGACGAAGACAGUCCUACGAGGUUGGAUGCUGCGGGCACCCUUUCCUAGUAGAGUAUCAUACAGCACGGCUGAUCAUGAAUCGCCAUUUGUAUGGAGCUUCGCACGGCCCCCCUCUACGACAUCUUCAGGUGCGGCACGAUUGGCGUGAUGAAUACCACGAUGUCAAGAAAGAACAGUCUCUGGAAGCUCGCAUUAUCGAUGACGAGCUGUUCCUCCACAUCCGCUUCACAGUUCAUCAAGACCGAGGCAGGUGGAUGGACUCCAACGACAUCCUCUGGGACGCGAUCUGCCCGCAUCUAACCGUCUCGGAGGUCGAGAGGUAUAAGUCCGUUGUACCGGACGUCAUACAAAGAGCUGUCGUUCCGGAUCGCUCCGGCAGGGUUGCCGGUCCCGUCCGAUCUUGUCCUCAAUUCUUCACCGAUUGUCAAAUAGAUGUUGACUGGGUUGGUUUCCCCAGAGCUGAGCGACAAAAGUGGGUUAUCCGGGUCCAGAAGUGGGCAGAACUAGGAAACUGUCGUUCUCCCCAAGACGACAGGUGGCGUGGCUUGACUAGGGGUGACAAGUUGGGAGGGCUACGGUCUUUGACCUGCCCGGCAGGUAUGGUGCGACAGAGAUGGGUGGAGCUUGAUGGUGACUCUGGGGAUGAGGUUGCUUCAUUCAUCGGUAAAUAA